AUGCCUACUCUCCCGGUUCAAAUGAAACGAUACAGGUUUACUCUGCCAAAAUCCGUAAAUACACCCGCACCGCUGACCGAACGAGGCAUUCAAGGUUUUGUCACCUAUGUGACCUCAUGGCUAGUAUUUCUUCUUUACUUAAUAUGGGCAUACAUUCCGCACGAAUAUUUACACGCUAUUGGAAUAACCUAUCUCCCUUCAAGAUGGUGGGCGAUAAUUAUACCAUGGGGACUUUUGGUUGUUCUCUUUGGUGGCAUUGGAAUAUACCUGUGGAUGAAUCGACGACUUGUUCAUCCAUUGUCAUCUAUUAAUCUCAUCUGCGACGCAACAAAUCCGGAGUUGGAUACUCUCCUGAGAAAUGACCUCAGCGAAGCGGACAGAGAAUACUUUGAGUCGCAACAGGAGAAGUACGCGUUCAUUCCAGAUGGCAGCGUUAUGCCACCCACCCUCGAUCUCAGCCUCGAUUGGGUUAAUAAGCAACUCUAUCUUCAGAGGCCUUUGAGUGCUGUGGACUCCUGA
Rodentolepis nana is the source of this 519-nucleotide messenger RNA. NCBI's taxonomy places the organism in Eukaryota, Metazoa, Platyhelminthes, Cestoda, Cyclophyllidea, Hymenolepididae. The record is from the annotation of a GenBank genome assembly.